Molecule: messenger RNA, 1647 nt
Organism: Zasmidium cellare ATCC 36951
Lineage: Eukaryota; Fungi; Ascomycota; Dothideomycetes; Mycosphaerellales; Mycosphaerellaceae
Exons: 4
Coding region: 1-1647 (548 amino acids)
Biological process (GO): carbohydrate transport; transmembrane transport
Cellular component (GO): membrane
Molecular function (GO): carbohydrate:proton symporter activity
Source: RefSeq, a predicted model, not a curated record
AUGGCCCAACAAGACGAGAAGACGUUUGCCACAACGACCCUGGAUCGGUCUGUGACCAACGAUUCCCACCCAGUCGUCGAGACAAAGACUAUCAAGGGGAGUACGGCUUACAAUGAAGCUCUGAUCAAGGAGCCUGUCAAUCUGAGAAGCCCCAUGGCGGUCAGGCUCUUGCUGUGUCUUCUCCUGGGCUGUUUUGCACAAACUAUGAAUGGCUUCGAUGGCUCCCUAUUCGGAGGUCUCACAGCCAACCAGCAGUUCCUAGACUUCUUCCAUGGCACCAAAGCCGGCGAAUGGGCAGCCAUCAAUUCUGCCAUGUACCAGAUUGGUGGAGUCUGCGCUCUUCCCUUCGUGGGUCCGCUAAUUGAUACAUGGGGCCGGCGCUGGGGAAUGUCUGUCGGUGCUUGGAUCGUUAUUGUCGGCACAAUCAUUAACGGCCUCACGGUCCUCAAUGCUGGUCACGAUGGCCAGCUGAAAGGUGGACGUUUCAUCCUUGGCUUUGGUGUAGCAAUUGUCUCCGCCGCUGGACCCAUCUACGUCGUGGAGACUGCUCAUCCCGCAUGGAGAGGCAUUAUUACUGCAUACUGCAACACGUUCUGGUUCACAGGUUCAAUUCUUGCCAGCGGAGCAAUUCGAGGUGCCCUCAAUCUCGAAGGUAACAUCUCCUGGACGAUACCGGUCUGGUUGCAGAUGGUAUUCCCCGGCUUGAUCGUGCUUUUCGUUUGGUUCAUCCCAGAGAGUCCUCGAUGGCUGUUCGUGCACAACAAGCGAGAAGCUGCCGUCUCCACCCUGGCCAAAUGGCAUGGCAAAGGCGACGUGGACUCCGCCUGGGUAAGACUUCAGGUAGCGGAAUACGAAGAGUUUCUGAACACGAACGGAUCUGACAAACGCUUCUGGGACUACCGUGCCCUCUUUCGCGAUCGAUCCAGCCGCUAUCGAAUUGCUUGCAACUGCGUCUUCUCUAUCUUCGCUCAAUGGGCCGGAAACGGUGUAUUGACGUACUUCCUGCCCGCGGUCCUCACAACAGCCGGAUAUACAAGCAGCGUCACACAAGCCAACAUCAACUUGGGAUAUGCCUGCUUCCAGUACUUCUUUGCCCUCUUUGGUGCCAACUUCGUCGAGAGGCUGGGGCGGCGUCCGAUGAUGCUGUUCAGUAUGGGCGGUUGCUGCCUAGUAUGGGUGGGCAUGACCGUCGCUACGAGCCAAUUUGCCCAGUCUGGCGAUGAGAACUCUUCAGCAGCACAAGCUACCGUCGCUAUGAUCUUCAUCUUCGGUGCCGUCUACUCUGUCGGCAUCACACCUCUCCAGGCCCUCUACCCAGUCGAAGUCCUGUCGUUUGAGAUGCGAGCAAAGGGCAUGGCUUUUAGCAAUCUGGCCGUGAACGCGGGUGGCCUGCUAAACCAGUUCGCUUGGCCUAUCUCCCUCGAUAAGAUCGGGUGGCAUACCUACAUCGUGUUUGUGAUUUGGGAUGCGGUGCAGUUUGUGGUCUUCUAUUUAAUGAUGCCAGAGACUCGCAGACGCACUUUGGAGGACUUGGAUGAGGUCUUUGCUGCCAGGAACCCUGUGAAAGCUUCACUCAUCCCGAAGAAGGUUGCAGUCGACUCCGAAGGAACAAUCGUAGCGGCCGAGAAGUUGGAAAGUGAAGCCUGA